This is a messenger RNA of Centruroides sculpturatus (bark scorpion), 1021 nucleotides long. Its product is annotated as transcription factor Sox-14-like. The record is from RefSeq and is a predicted model, not a curated record. Gene Ontology annotation, biological process: anatomical structure morphogenesis; regulation of DNA-templated transcription; cell differentiation. NCBI's taxonomy places the organism in Eukaryota, Metazoa, Arthropoda, Arachnida, Scorpiones, Buthidae. The coding region runs from base 114 to 965 and encodes 283 amino acids. Gene Ontology annotation, molecular function: RNA polymerase II cis-regulatory region sequence-specific DNA binding; DNA-binding transcription factor activity, RNA polymerase II-specific. The transcript has 2 exons.
AUGGAGAAGCGACACUCUCUGAGAAUCAACAGGUGAGAGAAGAAGGUAAUGGCGAUUUAAAUUUAUCCACCACUCGUCAUACCAGUAGCGGGGAAGUCCACGUUAAGAGGCCGAUGAAUGCCUUCAUGGUGUGGUCGCGAGCCCAAAGGAGGAAGAUUGCUCUGGAGAACCCCAAAAUGCACAAUUCGGAAAUUAGCAAGAGGUUGGGCACUGAAUGGAAGCAUCUGACCGACACGGAAAAGCGACCGUUCAUCGAAGAAGCCAAAAGACUUCGAGCCAUGCAUAUGAAAGAGCAUCCCGAUUACAAAUACAAGCCACGUAGGAAACCAAAGAACUUGUUGAAAAAAGAGCGUUUUCCUUUCUCGAUACCUUACAUGCCACCUGUGGACUAUCUCAGUAUGAAUUUCAGCCGAGGAUUCUUCGCCCCGACGGGCUUACCUGUAACAGUACCAGCCAUUAUUCCGCCCUUCGCUCCGCAAUUAGGAGAGACAUCCACAGCGUCGGCGGCUGCAUCUAGUAGACUUUCUCCCAAUGACGAACGAAACGAACACGAAGGCGGAAAACUAACAUCCAGAUCACCACCUCCACCACCCGAAUCUCUAUUAAACCCGUUUAAAACAUUUAACACUUCGAACUCGUCUACUUAUCCUAGUGCAGCGUCCUUGUACUCGAAUCUUCCUCUGCAGGUGCCCACCUGUUUCAUGUCUUGCGGAUGUGGUCCUUCCAAUUACGGUCUGUCUUCGCCGUCCCUGUAUGAGCCGUCUCGUCACAAUAGCACCGUUUCGCCCUCUUUAGUUCUUAACCCCUUCCUGCGAGUGGCCGAAAAUUACGGUUCUACAAGUCUACGAGAGCAAGGCUUGGAUAGUCAAGUAUCAACUGCCCAAUCUCUGUCGCCUCAUCAUCUUUUCGGACUAUCAGCUUGUCUAUCGCGAGCCAAGGCCUCUGAGACAGGAGUCGAUGUGUGAAGAGACAGCCUAUAGGAUCCAAAGUAGAUAAAGUAUCGGCCUUUUCUAUAAUCGAA